Aspergillus versicolor CBS 583.65 is the source of this 1593-nucleotide messenger RNA. RefSeq lists its product as uncharacterized. Lineage: Eukaryota; Fungi; Ascomycota; Eurotiomycetes; Eurotiales; Aspergillaceae. Bases 1 to 1593 code for a protein of 530 amino acids. The transcript is spliced from 8 exons. The record is from RefSeq and is a predicted model, not a curated record.
AUGGCGGAUACAAACUCCUGGCAGUCCAUCACCCAGCGCAAGCGAGAUACCCUAGAUGCCCUUUUGCCCGCGGACUUUCGUCUUAAACAUGUCCCGUCUGCCGAGGAACAAAAGGACGUAACACAGUAUAUUCAGCAGUUCCUUUCGACGAGUGAGCUGGAUAUCACUGAGAAUCACUCGGCAGCGGCCUUGGUCGACAAGCUAGCCACCGGCGCCUUGUCCGCUACAGAUGUGACCAGGGCCUUCUGCCACCGUGCUACCAUUGCCCAUCAGCUGGUCAACUGUCUCAGUGAGGUCCUAUUCUCGCAGGCAUUGGCUCGCGCGCAGGAACUUGACGAGUAUCUCCGCGUCAAUGGGAAGCCUGUUGGGCCCCUCCAUGGCUUGCCGAUCUCUCUGAAAGAUCAGUUCCGCGUAAAGGAUGCGGAAACAUCAGUAGGAUAUGUCGCAUGGCUGGGCAAGGUCGAGACUGAGGAAACUGAGUCGUGGGUGGUGAAGGCACUGAAGGACAUGGGCGCAAUUGUUUUCGCCAAAACCAAUGUUCCGACCAGUCUAAUGUGCAUUGAGACCAACAAUAACAUUGUUGGCUACACCACGAACCCCCACAACCGACUGCUCUCCUCGGGCGGUUCCUCUGGUGGCGAGGCAGCUCUUUUGAGCUUACGGGGAAGCAUACUCGGACUCGGCUCCGACGUUGGCGCCUCUAUCCGUUUACCGUGCGCAUUCACAGGCAUAUCAGGAUUGAAGCCGUCCCACGGCAGACUGCCGUACCUAAACGUGGCGAACAGCAUGGAGGGCCACGAUACUGUUCCAUCUGUUAUUGGCCCGAUGGGCCACACCAUUUCGGACCUUCGACUAAUAACCCAGAGUAUUCUCUCUAGUCAGCCCUGGCUUCACGACCCCAAGGUUAUCCAUUUACCGUGGCGUGUGGACACGGAGGACGAGGUUCGACAGAGUGUGGCUUCGAAAACCCUGACCUUUGGCGUGCUCAGAACCGACGGUGUCAUUCAGCCGCACCCUCCUGUAACUCGAGCAAUCAACGAGACCGUCCAGGCCCUGAAGGCGGCAGGGUAUGAGGUGAUUGAGUGGACGCCACCUCCCCAUGCGGAGGCGUUCCAGAUAUUGUGGAAUGCUUUUGCUGCGGAUGGCGGAAUCGAUAUCCACAAAACCCUACAGCAAAGCGGCGAGCCUCCGGUUCCCCAGCUGUCAGUGUCCUACGGAGAGGCCCUGGGCCAUCUCCCAGUUGGCACGGUGAAUGACCUGUGGGCAAACCAACGAGCCAAGUAUGAUUAUCAGGCCCGUUAUCUCAGCUAUUGGAACUCGACGGCCGACCAGACUCGCUCCGGCCGGCCCGUGGAUGCCAUUAUCGCUCCUGCAACCCCAACGGCCUCCCACAAGCCCUCGGAUGGCAUCUACCCUGGCUACACGGGUGUUUACAAUGUCCUCGACUUUAGUGCUGCGGUGAUUCCAGUGACAAAGGUGGACCGGGCGGUGGAUGCGAGGAUCGACGACUACAACCCGUCUGGCGACUUUGACUCUGCAAUCUGGAAGCAGUGUAUGUAUCCUAUUUCGAAAUCCGUUUACUGUCCUUGCUGA